Molecule: messenger RNA, 1900 nt
Organism: Corticium candelabrum
Lineage: Eukaryota; Metazoa; Porifera; Homoscleromorpha; Homosclerophorida; Plakinidae
Product: synaptic vesicle 2-related protein-like
Exons: 15
Coding region: 37-1752 (571 amino acids)
Biological process (GO): transmembrane transport
Cellular component (GO): membrane
Molecular function (GO): transmembrane transporter activity
Source: RefSeq, a predicted model, not a curated record
AUCCGGGACUAACCGCCUCCAAUUUUCUAGUUGGAGAUGGCGGCAGUACAGUUUCGGAAACUAGACGAGAACGAGGAUGAUCGGGAAGAAAUAGAAGUCAGCAUGUCCGACCAUACGUUUACUGUGGAUGAUGCCAUUGAACAGUGUGGAUUUGGUUUGUUUCAAAUUUGGCUUUCUAUUUUCUCUGGACUUAUCUGGAUGGUAGAUGCUAUGGAAAUGAUGUUGCUCUCAAUUCUUGCACCUGAAGCUCGUUGUGAUUUUCAUUUAGCAGACUGGGAAGAGGCAUUGAUUACAACAGUAGUAUUUAUUGGGAUGCUUAUUGGAUCAACACUAUGGGGAAAAAUAUUGGACAAAUGGGGUCGAAAGAGGGGCUUGUUUUUGUCAACAAUCUGGGUGUGCUAUUUUGCCUUGCUGAGUGCCUUUGCAUACAGCUAUGUUUGGUUGCUGGUGCUUCGUGCUUUGGUCGGAUUUGGUAUAGCAGCAUCACCACAAGCAAUGACUUACUAUGCUGAGUUUCUGCCAGUAAAAAGCAGGGCAUAUUGCCUUAUCUUUGUUGAGGUGUUUUUCUCUAUUGGUACAAUGUUGGAAGUAGUCCUUGCUAUUAUUGUGAUGCCACGGUUUGAUUGGCAUUGGCUUCUUGGCUUGACAGCAAUUCCAGUUUUUAUUGAUCUGUUUGCUUUUAAGUUGGUUCCUGAGAGUCCACGAUAUUAUGUAGCUGCUGGUCAGCUGGAAAAGGCCCGUGAAGUUCUUGAACAAGUGGCAAGAAUGAAUGGCAAAACUUUACCUGCUGGUAGACUUGUUUCUCAUAAAGGCAAGCAGAACAUUGAUGCAUCAGUGGUGUCAGAAUCAGAAUCAACUUUAGAAACACAUGCAGAAUAUCAUUCAACUGACAGGCAUACUGUCACUAAAGUAGAUGACUCCAAAGUAAAGUCAUCAGAUGUUGAUGACAGGCCUGUAGUCACAAAAGUAGAUGGCUCAGGAGUUGAGCCAUCGUAUGUUGAUGAAGGUUCAGAUUUACUGACAUCCAAGUCGUCUGAUGGAAACGGCAAAGUUAGCCAGAAUGAGCGUGGAAGCUUUUCUCUUUUGUUUUCGUCAAAGAAAAUGGGAAAGAGCACUAUUUUGCUUUGGGUCAUUUGGUUCAGUAUGGCUUUUACAUACUACGGUAUUGUUCUUCUUACGACUGAAAUGUUAGCAAUCAUUAAGGAGAGAUCCAAUGAUUCCAGUGUUGUUCCUUGUAUUGAAGAAGCACCAGUUGACAAUGACAACUGUGCAAGACUUGAACAAGAUGAUUAUUUGACUUUAUUGUGGACAACUGCUGCAGAAGCACCAGGGCUCAUUAUAACUGCUCUAAUAAUAGAGAGGAUUGGUCGCAAGAAGACUAUGGCAUUAGAGUUGGCUGGUUGUGCUGUCAUGUUUUUGUUGAUGCUGAUAUGUCCCAUUAGAACUGCUUUGCUCAUGUUGUUAGUGUUUUUAACACGUGCUCUAAUAACAGGAGGAUAUCAAGCUGCAUUUGUCUAUACACCUGAAGUGUUUCCAACUAAUGUGAGAGGACUAGGAUUGGGUUCUUGCAGUGGAGCAGCUCGACUUGGGGCAAUAGCAACACCGUUUAUUGCUCAGGUUGUAUUGAGAGCAUCUAUAAGUAGUGCUAAAGGCACUUAUGCAGCUGUUGGUCUGUUGUGUUCAAUCUGUGCUUUGUUACUUCCUAUCGAAACUAGAGGGAGAUUGAUGACGGAGCAGGUUGAUUCUUUGUGAAACGACAGUUAACUCAAUUGCUCUUGCAUCGAUUUUAAUUGCAUAUAUGUUUUACUUGUACGUUUUAUUGCUCUGAUCAUAUGAUAGGUGAUGUGAUAUAUUUCUUUUAUUCUUAAUUAAUUAACAAAGUACAGUUCUCAAAGGGCAA